AUGGAUCCUCCCAGUGAUGAUUUGGUCACCAAGUCCACGACGACCGUGCCUUCGGACUUAGGGACCCCUCCUGAUCAAAUGCGAAACGACUCGCUGGCCCAGAAACGUGUCUCAAAUGCGGGAUUUUUGCAAGAAGCAAUGGACUUCACCCUCAAUUUCCUCUCGACCUCCAGCAACGAGAAGCUCGUGGGCGUGUUCGUUCUCCUAACAAUCGUGACCUACAUCGUGUUAGGACGAGUCGGGCUUUUGUUGAUUGGGACUGCACUCGGGGUCAUUUUACACGCGUCCUGGGAAGGGGCUCAUGGACAAGGGGAGGAAGGAUUGCAGUUGUCCAAAAAACGAAAAGAAUUGGCCCUGGAGGUGUCAAUGAGGCUCUUGGAUUGGCCCAAGCGCGUCGUUUCCGCCGAGAUUGACACCCAGGACAAUGGUAACCCGGUCGCGGCACCGGAAGACUUGUCUGCCACGGACCUUGACUAUAGAACUUUUCGGCCAGCGACUGCUGCGGCAUUGAGAUUGCUCACCGACGCAGUUGUUAAGGAUUAUGUCAAGUAUUGGUACGAGCCAAUCCUGCCUAAAGAAUCAGUCUUUCCAGGGUCCUGUCGGAGGACUCUGACCCAUUUCGUGACGACUAUCUCGUCCCAUCUUUCGCGGAAACGGACGGAGGAUACCUUCUUACAGUUUCUCACCAAUUCUUCAUCUAUUAUAAUCGUGUUUCUAAACGAACUCGCUGCUGCAUUUGCCGCGGGGUCUUCUUACACCGAAGCCCAGGAGAUUGUUGACCAAUAUCUCGAAAAUGCCCCGGACAGCAGCCUCGCAAAUGUUCUGUCAGAAGAACAGCAGCGGAAAAAGCUCAACAUGGUUGCAGAUGAUAUCCUGUCCAACUUCCUCGAUGCAAAAGCGUAUGGAUGUUAUCCAGUGAGGGAUUUUCUUCGCGAGGUUUUCUCGGGGGUCGUUCUGGAGUCGACGGUGACGAGCCUUUCUCGGCCCGAGUUCAUCAAUGAUUGGAUCAUCUAUCUUUUACAAGAUGGCGAAUCUGAGAUCAUGCAUGCAAUCGAUGCUGGCGUCGAGGGUGCACGAAACCAGGGUGUUAAUACCCCAAAAGUCUCAGAGGAGGCCAAGGGUAGGAUACCGGAAUCGAAAAAUGAUGAAAUCGUUUCUCAAAAUACGGGACACGAGUCUAAUGGCACGGAUAAGGUAACCGAAGAAGCCAUGCUAGAGGCAAAACGUUUGAGCGCCAUGAUUGCAUCUCAAGAUGUACAGGGCGCCUAUGAACGACCCGCCAGAACCGCUCAAUCCGCAGAGGCGCGUCCAUCGACUGACGAGACCAAUAGGUCUUCGACACAGCUUACAAAUGGUAGCCAAGAAUCGGACAUCUCUACCCCGGCGGGCGCGAUGAAAAACCAAAUGCCACUUACCAACUCGCCAUCGUCAACUCCCGUUUCAUCCCUUCGUGAAGACGUUCCGGUGCCCCCUCUAACCCUUCACGGUGCCCUGGUCAUGGUGGACGACGCUGGCGCCGGGAGUGAGAAGGGACUCAUUAAAUCACGGCCUACGUGGGAUUAUCUCCUGCAGAUCGAACCAACGUCCACUCGCUCUACCGGAUGGAUGGUGUUCCGAAAGUAUUCUGACUUUCAGUCUCUUCACGAAAUGCUGGAGACGGUGUCACGCUUGAACCGAAUCACCGGCUUCUCUGAACAGUUUCCAGCUCUGCCCUCCUGGAAAGGCCAGACGCGACAGGCUCUGGCGCGAGAUUUAGAGCAGUAUCUACAGCAGGCCAUAAAGCAUGAACCCCUUGCGGAAACAGACCGAAUGCGACGAUUCUUGGAAAAGGAUGUGGGGACCAGCGAAGUCCCCUCUGCCAAGCCUGGAUUCUCCUUCCCGAGCCAGAGCGCAUUCGAAAAUAUGGGCAAGGGCGUCUUGGGGGCACUGACCAAUGCCCCCAAAGGUGUGGCAGGGGGCGGCAGAGCGGUCUUCGACGGAGUGACCGGGGUCUUUGGGGGCGUUGGACAUAGCAGGAAGCCUACAAAUAGCGAACGACUAUCGCACCAUCAGAAGAGCCCGUCACGAUCAGAGCGUGAAAUUCGGAACAGCUCUAGCUCUGUGGGUGACUUGGACCGCAUCAAUUCUUCUCCGGCAGAGCCCAGGUUGGAAGGUCACUCUGCCUCGUCCCAAGGCAGCGGAGAAGAGCUCCCGACGCUGGUCUCAUCGCCAACUGCUUCCUCCUUGGGCGUGGCGAAAGAAAAAAUUGCCAAGUCACUUUCCCUGAGCGAUCCUGGCAAUGAUAUGGACGCGGCGGUCACUGAGCAGGAUGCGUGGGCCUCCGAGUCGACGCUCGCGCUGUCUGAAAACCCGAGGUCGUUCGAGUCUGUCGACCACGAAGUAGUCGAAGUCAAAGAAGACCCGGGCCCGGCGUCACCGAAGCUAGCACACGAGUCCGAAUUGACUGGAGAGUUGGAUCCCGGCUCACAAGGCGUGCGCCGACACCGGCAACCUAUCACCGCGGACGAGACUCAGAUCGCAGUGGAACUGAUAUUUGCCGUGAUCAACGAACUCUAUACCCUGUCAUCUGCAUGGAACAUCCGUCGGACCUUACUGAAUGCUGCCAAAACGUAUAUCCUUCGUCCUGGAAGUCCAACACUCGAGACGAUCCGUGAGCUGCUGCAGACUUCCAUGAUUGAAAGCCACACAUCGGAUGACGCACUUGGAGAAUAUCUGAAAAAGCUGCGGGAGAAUGCUCUUCCAACAGAGGAAGAGUUAAAGGCCUGGCCUCCCACGCCAAGCGAGCAGGAAAAGGCGCAGUUGCGGGAUAAAGCGCGCCGGCUCUAG
Molecule: messenger RNA, 2826 nt
Organism: Penicillium cinerascens
Lineage: Eukaryota; Fungi; Ascomycota; Eurotiomycetes; Eurotiales; Aspergillaceae
Exons: 3
Coding region: 1-2826 (941 amino acids)
Cellular component (GO): intracellular membrane-bounded organelle
Molecular function (GO): phosphatidylinositol binding
Source: RefSeq, a predicted model, not a curated record